Molecule: messenger RNA, 1340 nt
Organism: Balaenoptera musculus (blue whale)
Lineage: Eukaryota; Metazoa; Chordata; Mammalia; Artiodactyla; Balaenopteridae
Gene: LYAR
Product: Ly1 antibody reactive
Biological process (GO): negative regulation of transcription by RNA polymerase II; rRNA processing
Cellular component (GO): nucleolus
Molecular function (GO): DNA binding
Source: RefSeq, a predicted model, not a curated record
GCAGGCGCGCGGGGAGGCGCAGAAGCGAGUUUUGCUGGGGGAAGCUCUGGAGGGAGGUGGCGGCUCUGCUGGGCGGGCGGUGGCGAUUCCACGUGCUCCUCGCGGCCGGUUGAAACCGUUGGCGGGCGCUGGCUGAGAGGAUAAGACUUAAAACCUGUCUUGGAUAAAAAAUAUUUAAUCAUAUAGCUAAAAAUGGUAUUUUUUACAUGCAAUGCAUGUGGUGAAUCAGUGAAGAAAAUACAAGUAGAAAAGCAUGUGGCUCUUUGCAGAAACUGGAAUGUCUUUCCUGCAAUUGACUGUGGUAAAGACUUCUGGGGUUGACGACUAUAAAACCACGUGAAAUGCAUAAGUGAAGAUCAGAAGUAUGGCAAAGGGUAUGAAGGUAAAACCCACAAAGGUGAUGUUAAACAGCAGGCAUGGAUUCAGAAAAUUAAUGAAUUAAUAAAAAGACCCAGUGUCGGCCCCAAAGUGAGGGAACUUUUAGGGCAAAUUAGUGGUUUUGACAACGUUCCCAGGAAAAGGGCGAAAUUUCAGAAUUGGAUGAAGAACAGUUUAAAAGUUCAUAAUGAAUCCAUCCUGGAACAGGUGUGGAAUAUCUUUUCUGAAGCUUCCAGCAAUGAACCAGUCAGUAAGGGGCAAGAUCAGCAGCCGCUGGAGCAAGUGGCCAAACCAUGUGCAGAGAACAACGCCAAGGUCGCGUCCUCCAAAGCAAAUGACAGCAUGGAAGAGCCAGCAGAGACGAAGAAGAAUAAGAGAGAAAGGAAGGAAGAACGGCAGAAGAAGAGAAAAAAGGAAAAGAAAGAACAAAAAUUAGAAAACCACCAAGAGAAUUCAAAGAGUCAGAAGCCUAAGAAGCGCAAAGCAGGACAGGAGGCCGAGCAGGAGGCUGCAGGGAAGAAGAGCCAGAGGAAGAGGAGCAAGGCUGAGCGCACCCAGGACGGGGCGGUGGACGGAGGCGCGGAGCGGGGAGGGGAGACAAAAACCAGUCUAGGGAAAAGAAAGCGGAAGCAUUCGGAAGUUGAAGCAGAUUCUAAGAAGAAAAAGAUUAAGCUCCCGGGACAUUCUGAGAACGGAGAACCGGAAAACCAUGAGGCUCCUGCGAAAGGUAAAUUCAACUGGAAGGGAACUAUUAAAGCAGUUCUGAAACAGGCCCCAGACAAUGAAAUAACAAUCAAAAAGCUAAGGAAAAAGGUUUUAGCUCAGUAUUAUGCAGUGACAAAUGAACAUCACAAAUCUGAAGAGGAACUCCUGGUCAUCUUUAACAAGAAAAUCAGCAAGAACCCCACCUUGAAGUUAUUAAAGGACAAGGUCAAGCUUUUAAAAUGAACAUUUUUAUAUUU